AUGGCGCAGCAGGAACUUGCGUCUAUGCAUGACAGUGAGAGAGCACGAUACCAAGAUCUACAAAGCCAAAUUCUUUCUACGUCGAAUUCUGUGAAGAGCAAGGGUGCUAUCAUUGAAUUGAAACAAGGUGUGGGUGGACAAGAGUCCUGUCUCUUCCUGAGUGAAAUGCUUCGUAUGUAUAUGAAGUACUGCGAAAAUCGUGCACAACAAGCGCUCGAGUCUGGAAAGGAUCGCGUUCUGGGAUCGGGCUGGCGCGUUGAGCUCCUCUCUGCCACGCCGGUAGAUGUAUCAACGAGCAGUGGCUCCAGCGAUGCUCUGCGUGAAGCGAUCUUGCAGGUGCAUGGCGAGCAGGCGUAUGAGGCGCUUCGAUUUGAAGCGGGUCGAAUUCCUGCUACACAAAAUCUCGGAAAGCUGCAGACGAGUACGAUUGCGAUCAUUGUGCUUCCUAUGCAGGGAGGCGAGGAGCAGGCCGACGACAUUUUGGAUCCCAAAGACGUCAGGAUAGAGACGAUGCGUGCGCGAGGUGCGGGUGGGCAACACGUCAAUCGAACCGAGUCGGCCGUCCGUCUGACGCACGACCCCACGGGGAUUACAGUGUCCAUGCAAGAUUCGCGCAGCCAACAUCAAAAUCGAGCCAAAGCAUGGGAGGUGCUUCGUGCUCGCCUGUUGGACCGACACUUGAAGAAGGAGGCGGAGGAGAACAAGGCGCUUCGCCGCUCUCAAGUGGCCAGUGCGGAUCGUAGCGAACGUGUGCGCACGUACAACUUCCCGCAGGACCGCGUCACCGAUCACCGCGUGGGUAUCUCCCUCUCCAACAUUGGGGGCUUCAUGGAUGGUGAUGACGACGACGGCGGUGGACUCACCUACCUGUUAGAGGAGCUGAUGGCCAGUGAAGACGAGAUACGGCUCCAUGCCUUACUAGAGCAGCAAGGCAGUCCGUAG
Messenger RNA from Malassezia sympodialis ATCC 42132, 942 nucleotides. RefSeq lists its product as uncharacterized. The transcript has 2 exons. The record is from RefSeq and is a predicted model, not a curated record. Gene Ontology annotation, biological process: translational termination. Gene Ontology annotation, molecular function: translation release factor activity. NCBI's taxonomy places the organism in Eukaryota, Fungi, Basidiomycota, Malasseziomycetes, Malasseziales, Malasseziaceae. Bases 1 to 942 code for a protein of 313 amino acids.